Messenger RNA from Punica granatum (pomegranate), 1775 nucleotides. NCBI's taxonomy places the organism in Eukaryota, Viridiplantae, Streptophyta, Magnoliopsida, Myrtales, Lythraceae. The record is from RefSeq and is a predicted model, not a curated record.
AAUAAGAAGAAGAUCAGAGGAGUCGAUGCUUUGAUGUCAGUGAAGAAGAAGUUCAUCCUUCCUUCUUCUUCCAUUGUCUUUGGCCUUUCUCUGUUCUGUUUGCCCAGACCGAACAAACAAAAACAUCAACCCCACGUCACCUAAAACGAAGCCUUUGUCCUUCCUCCUCUUCCCCACUUCCUUUCCUUUGUUACAUUCUUCAUUGACUUAUCAUCGCAUGCUUUAUAUUCAACCCAGAACAAUGUCACUCCCCAUUCUCGACACUCCCUCCACUGUGUCCCCCCCCUCUGUAGCGUAAGACCCACCACCAAUCGCCUCCCCCGGCAAAUCACAAUCCCGUCCCCUGAAAUUCUUGAUUCCCUGCGUCUUUGAAUCCCGCUGCCGUGCUGCUGUUCGAGUUCUCAUGCCAAUGGGACCCGUCAGGGGAGGAGGAGGGGUCCUCAAGAAGACCAAGAGGAGGAGGAAGAACAAGAACAGCAACAACAAGGGAGGAGACAGCGACAAGGUUGACUCGAACGUGACACUGUUGAGUGCUCAGCCCCGGCAGAGCUUCGAUUGGUGGGAUGAUUUCUCCAAGAGGAUUACAGGUCCUUCAUCACAGUCAGGGAAGCCAAAGGAAUUUGAGUCUAUCUUUAGAAUAUCGAGGAAGACAUUUGACUACAUAUGCUCACUCGUCGGGGAGGAAUUGAAAACUAAGCCCUCCAACUUCACCGAUCUUUCAGGGGAGCCCCUGUCGUUAAACGACCAAGUGGCCGUAGCCUUAAGGCGGCUCAACUCUGGGAAGUCAUUAACAAGCAUUGGGGAAUCCUUCAAAAUCAGCCAAUCAACCGUCUCCCAUGUGACGUGGCGCUUUGUGGAGGCCAUGGAGGAGAGAGGGAUCUCCCAUCUCUAUUGGCCCUCAGACGGGGCUGAGAUAGGCCAGAUCAAGUCCAAGUUCGAGAAGAUCCGAGGACUGCCGAAUUGUUGUGGGGCAAUUGACACCACCCAUAUCCUUAUGAACUUGUCCAAUGUGGAUGGAUCCAAUGACGUCUGGUAUGAUCGAGAGAAGAACUGCAGUAUGGUUUUGCAGGUGAUUGUGGAUCCAGACCUCCGGUUUCGUGAUAUAAUCACAGGCUGGCCCGGAAAGCUCAGUGAUGCUACCAUCCUUAAGAGUUCGGGCUUUUAUGGGCUAGCAGAGGAAGGUAAGAGGCUGAACGGGAAGAAGGCCUCACUCUUUGAAGGAACAGAACUGAGGGAGUACAUAGUUGGGGACUCGGGCUUCCCACUCUUACCGUGGCUACUAACCCCCUUCAAGGGGAAGGCACGGGCCCAGACUGAGGACCAUCGUGCCAGGUUCAACAGGCGGCACUUUGCAACCCGGAUAGUGGCCCAGAGAGCAUUGGCAAGGCUGAAGGAGAUGUGGAAGAUGAUCGGAGGAGUGAUGUGGAUGCCCGACCGGAACAAGCUGCCGAGGAUCAUAUUCGUCUGCUGUCUGCUCCACAACAUUAUCAUUGACCUCGAGGACGAGGUCCAGGAUGAGAUGGUUCUGUCUCACGAGCACGACGCGGGCUACAGGCAGCAAGUCUGCGAUCUCGCCGUUAGUGAGGGAUCACUGAUCAGGGAGAAGCUCUCAUUGUAUUUGUCGGGAAAACUGCCGCCAUGAUUUGUGGCUGAAGGUGCAGAGUAGUUUUUUUUGUAGUUGUACUCAUCGGAAACUGACAUGGAACAAGAUGUUAUAGUAAGAAUGGUUUUUUUUACCGGGAGAGUUGUGAACGUCAGUAUGUUAUUUGGAGUUC